Messenger RNA from Synchiropus splendidus (mandarinfish), 1092 nucleotides. RefSeq names its product placental growth factor b (gene pgfb). Gene Ontology annotation, molecular function: chemoattractant activity; vascular endothelial growth factor receptor binding; growth factor activity. The transcript is spliced from 7 exons. The record is from RefSeq and is a predicted model, not a curated record. The coding region runs from base 216 to 698 and encodes 160 amino acids. Gene Ontology annotation, biological process: positive regulation of endothelial cell proliferation; sprouting angiogenesis; response to hypoxia. Gene Ontology annotation, cellular component: membrane. Lineage: Eukaryota; Metazoa; Chordata; Actinopteri; Syngnathiformes; Callionymidae.
UGUGUGCAGACAGAGCAGCUCAGAGCUGACCACCGCAGCCGGACCACUACAGGCUUUUAUUUUGGAACUUCUAAAGAGACUUAAAAAAAAAAAAAGACAGAAAUCUCUCCAAGUUUCUUUGGACUCUCUCGAGGAGAACGUGUCUGCACCAGUUCAUUUUUGGGACUCCAGUCGUUGGAUUGCGGUGUGUGUUUUUGGAACCAACUCGACUCAUCAUGAAGUUUGUCUUCUUGUUUGAGAUUGUUGUGGCGCUGCAUCAGCUCUCACCUGCUCAGAGUCGCUCCGUCACCCACAACAACAGCUCAACCCCAGUGCUGAUGUUCCAGGAGGUCUGGGGUCGGAGCUUCUGCAGAACCAUCGAGAAGCUGGUGGAGGUGGUGCAGGAGUACCCUGGCGAGGUGGAGCACAUCUACAGCCCCUCUUGCGUGCCGCUGGUCCGGUGCGCCGGCUGCUGCGGCGACGAGAACCUGGAGUGCCACCCGACGCUGACCAGCAACGUCACCAUGCAGCUCUUAAAGAUCCACCCAGCCAGUCCGGGCCAGGAGUACGUGGAGAUGACGUUUGUGGAGCACCAGACAUGUGAAUGUAGAGUCAAGAAGCCCAUCGUGAAGGUGGAGAGGAAGCGACAGAAAGGUCGAGGGAAGAAGAGGAAACAGAAAGUGAAAGAGUGUGACAGAUGUCAGGCCCCGAGGAGGUAGCUGGUGCGGAACCCCUCUGCUAUUUAUUUCCAGCCCAGACUCUGGUGCCCCUCGAGGAGCGUUGGAGAUGUCAGACCGGUGGAGCGGCCGGUUGACCUGACACCGCGGGGCGACCCUGGGAUCCCUGUGCAAUGAAGAGCUGUUCUUACUGUUUAUGAUAUUUAAGAUGGACUUUUCUAUUUAUUGACAUUUGGACCAAACGGCUCAGAAAUCGCGGUCAACAAUGACACGUCCCCCUCUAGUGGCGGCUACUUUGUCCUGCACAUGCAUCAUUCUUGGUAAAUUGUUUUAAUACGAAUUCAAUUCCACACGUGCCUUGUCAUGUGACUAAAGACAGACAAGUGAGUUUGUAUGAUUGUUCUAUGACUAUAUUUAUCACUGGAGAUUCUGUUUG